This is a messenger RNA of Rhineura floridana, 1602 nucleotides long. Its product is annotated as zinc finger protein RFP-like. The record is from RefSeq and is a predicted model, not a curated record. Bases 495 to 1307 code for a protein of 270 amino acids. Lineage: Eukaryota; Metazoa; Chordata; Lepidosauria; Squamata; Rhineuridae. Gene Ontology annotation, molecular function: zinc ion binding. The transcript is spliced from 5 exons.
UUGUUAAGGGGGCAGGGAAUUAUAGUUGUCUGUGUGGGUAUGCUCCCGUUUAUAGGAUUUGCGGGGUGUGUGUGAGGGAGUCACGUGCUUUAAAUAUUUGGUGUGCGGGCAGCCCACGUCACCAGCUGUCUCCCAAAACAGGCUUCUCUCUUACAAAGCAAGUUCCUUGAUCGGAAGUAGUCCCACUGAAAUGAGAUAAAUUAUUUUCAGGUAAACAGGUUUAGAAUCCCGGCCAGCCGGCCGCCUAUUGUCACCAAAAGGUAGGCGAGCUUUUUUAACCUCUCGGCCAAAAACCAAAACAAACGCGAGGUUUCAAACUGGGACACGCGUAAGUGUAAGCCUUCGUUUUCCCUUUCGUUGCCGCUCAUUCAUCAGAACUUCGGGCUCUUCCUCGUUCACGACUGCGCGGCUCAUUGAUUGGUCGCCACGGGAAAAGGAGUGGCUCUGCUCCCACUGCUCUAUAUAUCCAGAAGAGGUCCAGGAAGGAAGCUACCAUGGCUACUGACAAUCUCAAGAAGAGACUUCGGGAGGAAAUGACAUGCUCUGUUUGCCAGGACUUCUUCCUUGACCCAGUAAUCUUGGAUUGUCAGCACAGCUUCUGUUCUGCUUGCAUUGCCCAGUAUUGGGAGGAUUCUUCCACAAACAUCCUCUGCCCUGUGUGUAAAUGGGCCAUCUCUGGAAAGAGGUUCAAGCCAAAUAAGCAGCUGGCCAGCUUUGUCGAGAUAACCAAGCAACUGAACAAUCAGGAGAGGAUGAAGGCCGAAGGGAAGCAAAUCUGUGAGAGACACGAGGAGCCCCUGAAGCUCUUCUGCAAGGACGAGCAGGUCCCCAUCUGUGUGAUGUGUGACAGGUCAAAGGAACACAGAGGUCAUAAUGUGGUUCCCAAGGAGGAGGCUGCCCAAGAGUAUAAGGACCGCAUGUGUAGCUCCUUGGAGACGCUGAGAAAGCAGAGAGAAAAGAUGCUGGUGUAUAAAUCGAAUGCAGAAAAGGAAAACCAAGACCUGCUUAAACAAAUAGAAUCCGAGCAGGGGAAACUGACAGCUGAGUUCAAGGAAUUAUACGACAUUCUGAAAAAGCAGUCAAGCCUCCUGGUGGCCCAGAUGGAAUGUGCCAACAAGGAGAUUGUGAAGAAUAGGAAUGAGCAGGUGGACAGACUCACCCAGGAACUCUCUUCUCUGGACGGCAUCAUCCGAGAGACGGAGGAGAAAUCUCAGCUGCCUGUGGAUGAACUUCUGCAGGGGAUCAAAGGAACGUUUCUUUUGGCCACUUGCCCAUCCUGUGGGAUAAACCAGCGGCCAAUAUUCUGAGGGAGAAAGAAAAAAAGGGGGGGACCCCCAAAACACCAAAGGUGUAUAUAAAUAUAUAUAUAUAUAUAUAUUGUUGUAAUUCCAAAGUGGUUUAUUAAAAGAGCAAAAAAAGCCCAACGUGUUUUGGCCACUUGAGUUUUUUCUGAACCAGAAAUGGCAGGGACCAAAGGGCGUUCCUGUUCCAUUCCUGUCUCAUCCUGGGGAAUCCAGAAAAAACAUGUUUGUAUCAUGCAGAUUCAAUAUCAAUAAUAAGAACAUUACGAUGCUAAUAAAGCCUAAUAGUGGCAUUAACCAU